Cuscuta campestris is the source of this 478-nucleotide messenger RNA. NCBI's taxonomy places the organism in Eukaryota, Viridiplantae, Streptophyta, Magnoliopsida, Solanales, Convolvulaceae. The record is from the annotation of a GenBank genome assembly.
AUCCACUAUUUAUAUAUGAUGGGUUUUUCAUUUUCAAGUACUAAGAGAUUUCUCUUAAGCGUCGCCGUUUUGGUGCUCUUCAUUUCUUCUUCUUUGAUCUCCUCAACACAGAGCAGAAAGAUGUUAUCUUUGCCGGAACCAGAUCAUCGAAAAACGGGAAACGGCGUCGUUUUUGGCAAAUCAGAGGUAGAGGGCAGAAAGCUGUUAUUGUUGCAGGGAAAAACAGAGUUUGGAGAAAUCAAGAAAGUGCCUGCAGGCCAGGGUUUAAUGGACAGGGUGUUCAAGAGCCUUUUUGUCAAGGGGCAGGUGCCGGCGUCGUCUCCCAGCAAGAGAGGCCACGCCGACACCGUCGACGAGAAGCUCGUCGCCCGCCACCUCGCCGCCCUCCACCGGAUUCCCGGCUCCGUUCCGUCCCCCGGAACGGGGAACUGAUGAUCUUGCCAAAUUGGUGUCUUUUUAAUAAAAGUGAUUUUAACUC